Messenger RNA from Entrophospora sp. SA101, 231 nucleotides. The record is from the annotation of a GenBank genome assembly. NCBI's taxonomy places the organism in Eukaryota, Fungi, Glomeromycota, Glomeromycetes, Entrophosporales, Entrophosporaceae.
AUGCAAUACUGGGACCUUAAUCAGGCAUAUAAUGAUGACAAAUUCACAGAAGAAAACUCAAUACACAAAAAUAAUCUGAAAAGGAAGUUAGAAGAUGACGAAUUACCAGAUUAUGAUGAAUUGGCAUUCCUAUUUAAUGAUGAAAAUGCUCUCGGGGAAGAAAGCAGAUUGCCAUUAGCGAAUGAUAGUAAGGUAAACUUUAUUGGUAUUCGUGAGCACACAGUAUAUUGA